GUGUCUGGUGGUUUGCCUAAGCCUACAAAUAUCACCUUCUCAUCCAUCAACAUGAAGAAUAUCUUACAAUGGAGACCACCAGAGGGCCUACUAGGAGUGGAAGUUACUUACACCGUGCUGUAUUUCAUAUAUGGGCAAAAGAAAUGGCUGAAUAAAUCUGAAUGCAGAAACAUCAGUAGGACCUACUGUGAUCUCUCUGCUGAAACUUCUGACUAUGAACAUCAAUAUUAUGGGAAAGUUAAGGCCAUUUGGGGAACGAAUUGUUCCAAAUGGGCAGAAACUGGACGAUUCUAUCCUUUUUUAGAAACACAGAUUGGCCCUCCAGCGGUGGCUUUGACUCCUGGUGAGAAAUCCAUUUCUAUUGUUCUAACGGCUCCAGAGAAGUGGAAGAAAAAUCCAGAAGAAAGUUCUAUUUCCAUGCAACAAAUAUACUCUAAUCUGAAGUAUAAUGUGUCCGUAUAUAAUACUAAAUCAAACAGAACGUGGUCCCUGUGUGUGACCAACCACACACUUAUGCUCAGCUGGCUGGAGCCGGACACGCUGUACUGCAUCCAGGUGGAGUCGUUCGUCCCAGGGCCACCUCGCCUUGCUCAGCCUUCCGAGAAGCAGUGUGUCAAUACUUUGAAAGAUCAAACAUCAGCACUGAAGAUUAAAAUCAUCUUCUGGUAUGUUUUGCCCACAUCUGUUAUCGUGUUUAUUUUUUUUGUGAUGGGCUUCUCCAUGUACAGAUAUAUCCAUGUUGGCAAAGAGAAACACCCAGCAAAUUUGAUUUUGAUUUAUGGAAAUGAAUUUGACAAAAGAUUCUUUGUACCUGCUGAAAAAAUUGUGAUUAACUUUAUCACCCUCAAUAUUUUGGAGGAUUCUAAAAUUUCUCAUAAGGAUAUAAGUGUAAUGGAAAAAAACAAUGAUGCCUCAGACCUGAAUGAGCCCAGCGAGGACCAGGAGCCCCAGCAGGAAGAAAUGGAGGUGAAGCGCUUAGGAUAUGCUUCACAUCUGAUGGACAUUUUCUGUGACUCUGAGAAAUACACCAAAGGGUCUUCCCUAACCCAGCAAGAGUCACUCAGCGGAACAACACCCACAGCUAGAACAGUCAUUGAAUAUGAAUAUGAUGUAAGAACUACUGACAUUUGUGUGGGGCCUGGAGAUCAGGCGCUCAGUCUGCAGGAGGUGUUCCUCCAAGGAAAAUUAUUUGAGCAACAAGCAGCUUUGGCAGUCACAGAUCCACAAACACUACUGUAUUCAUAUACCCCUCAGCUCAGAGACUUAGACCACCAGCCACAGGAGUACGUGGACGUGGAAGAAGGGCCAGAGGAAGAACUAUCAACUACACUUGUCGAUUGGGACCCUCAGACUGGCAGGCUGUGUAUACCUUCAUUAUCUAGCUUUGAACAUGACUCAGAAGACUGUGAGUUUCCUGAGUACAAGGAGCUCACAGAAGAGGGCCUUUUGUCUAGACUCUAUGAGAAACAGGCUCUAGACAAGUCACUGGAAGAAGAUGAAACCUAUCUUUUGCAAUUUUUGGAGGAAUGGGGAUUAUAUGUACAAAUGGAAGACUAAUGCCCAAACAUUCCUCUGCCAGAUCACUACUGUUACAAGGCCCAUGAGUGCAAAUGUAUGAAUGAAUGAACA
Molecule: messenger RNA, 1629 nt
Organism: Pteropus alecto (black flying fox)
Lineage: Eukaryota; Metazoa; Chordata; Mammalia; Chiroptera; Pteropodidae
Gene: IL20RA
Product: interleukin 20 receptor subunit alpha
Exons: 6
Coding region: 52-1557 (501 amino acids)
Molecular function (GO): interleukin-20 binding
Source: RefSeq, a predicted model, not a curated record